UCCUCAGAGCCAAGGAAAACCAUUUGUAUGUCCAGAGAAGAGUUCAUACAAAAGAUGACAGAGAUUGUUGGAUGGGGCACAAAAGAAGAAUAUGGGGACCUCUUUGACAAAGUGGAUGUGGCCCAAGAUGGCUUCAUUAAUUGGGACAAGCUAAGUUCAUUUAUACUGUUAUCACUUUAUGAGAAGGAUGAACGAGCAAAGGCAACUGUGGUUCCCCAGUGGAAGGAACUUGAAUUCCUUCCAGGAAAACACAAGGACACCAUUCAAAAAGUAGUUUUCUUAAAAAGUUCAAGUCGUUAUCUGACUGUCAGUAAAGAAGGUUUAUUAGGAUUCUGGGGAGAGAAUUUAAAGCUGCAAGAAACACUUCCUAUCACUUCAGAUGCUACCAAGCUCAAACACUUGUGGGUGACGAGUCUGGUUUCUCUGGAAAAUGUAAACAAGAUAGCAGUGGCUUUUACAAGUAAAGAGAUUUGUUUCUAUGAUCUGCUGUCCAAAGAAUUUCCUUGUCAAUACAAACUCCAAGGCCUGAAAGGAACACCAAUUUGCAUGGAUUAUUGGUAUGAUCCUCUUGACACCAACGAAUCAAUCCUUUCUUUUGGGGAUAUAACUGGAAAGGUUCAAGCAAUUGUUUUCACAUCAGCCUUGAUUUCCCUGUUUGAACGACCUGCUAGUGCAUGUGAAGAUGAAGAAGCCACCAUGACCAUUAGCUGGGCAGAACUCUUCUCUGGAUGUCACAAAUGUUGCCAUAUAUUACAACACAAACUUCAUCAUGGAGAUUGGGUCAGGCAAG
Molecule: messenger RNA, 790 nt
Organism: Castor canadensis (American beaver)
Lineage: Eukaryota; Metazoa; Chordata; Mammalia; Rodentia; Castoridae
Source: RefSeq, a predicted model, not a curated record